Caenorhabditis auriculariae is the source of this 1826-nucleotide messenger RNA. The record is from the annotation of a GenBank genome assembly. NCBI's taxonomy places the organism in Eukaryota, Metazoa, Nematoda, Chromadorea, Rhabditida, Rhabditidae.
AUGGCUGCUUCGGAAAGAAAUGGACCGUCUUCGUCUUCCACUACUGCAGGUCAGAAACAGCGUCUUACAUAUAAGGUCUGAAAAACAUCUUUUUAGAAGGCGCAAGGUUUUUCAAAUUUUCCUUUUUGAUGGCAAAGAAAACUGAUGGCGAGCAGACUGAGAUGACAGAAGAUUUCAGGAAAGUUUUCACGAUGAUAUAAUAUUUUUAUUGUUGAGUAAAAUCUUCAGGACUGUCAACACUACACGACAUAUGAUGAGGCGGUUACAAAGCUUGUCGCCCAGCUUGAAGCCUGCUACUUACCAGGGCGCGACGUUCGUUCUUUCUUUCAAUAAAGAUAGUCAUUAGAAUGAAAGGAUCCUGAUCAACGAGAGAGAAAUAUUCAUGUACACAGUUGACUUAUAAAAAAUUGCAGCCCAUUCUGCGUUAGCUUGUCCCUUUUUUUUCUGACCGAAAUACCGUAUGUCACAGACCAAGAAGCGAAAGCGCAAAAGUUUUUUGGUCUUGAAGCGAAGCGCGUGAAAAAACGUUAUAUACCGUAGUUCUCAGAUAUUAAAAACUUAACAACUCGCGAGGAGUUUUUUUUAGCUCAUUCCGCGCCAGCUUUUCUCGAUUUUCGUUUUCUUCUGAGCUACAAAACCCUUUUCUUCGACGCGUCUUUAAUGUAAUGAAAUUUUUCAAACCAAAUUAAAGGCGCAUGCACAGCAAUAGGCCGCGCGCUCAAAACGGAAUGAUUCUGUAGCUCGGAGGGAAACGAAAAUCGUGAAAAGCUGACGCGGAAUGGGCUAUAUCGACUUUUCGAACAGAAGUUUUUUAAAUUUGGAUUUUUCUUCUUUCUAGAAUUGAAGAGUUGAAAGAAAGCUGAUCAAAACUGAACCCAAAAGUCUCAUUAGUAUCUUCAUUUACUUCUCGAAAGACUCCUCAAUCGAUUACCGUUUUAAUGUUUUGACUGGAAAAAUAAGGCUUGUUUCAGCCCAAUAUUUUUGACAAAGAUGAACCGCUAUACAAGCUAUCCAUGGCUCUUCACGAUUACAAGGUGUUUUAUUUUCAACGAACAGUUAUCGAUUUUUUGUUUUAUCAACUCCAGAAAUAUUUCCAUGGUGAAGUACAAACUUCAUUAGAAAGGAGAGCCAGUAACAUUUCUCAAGCCGUCAAGAUUAAACGCAUUUGUCAGGUAAUAACUUUUUCUCUAAAAAUACCUGAAUUUACUUAUGACAAUCAAAUUUGUUUUAACGAAAUAACGCUUCUAGAAAUAUCAACGGGUUUAGAUCAGAGAAUGUCUAGGUGAGCUAAUAUUUCAGAAUGUGUCUUAUAAACAUCUGUUUCCUCUUUUUUAUUGAACAGGUCAAAAUAGUCGGAAGCUUAUAUUGCUGGAUCUCUCAUUUUUCUAAUUUUAAAUCUUCAUCGGUUGUCAGAAGGAUCAGCGGUACACUUUGCGGCAUCUGCGAAGGUUUCCGGUCGACGAUUACCCCAAGUUCUGCGCUCAGAAGAAGGCCUUCGACACGUGAUCUCCUCCUCGGUCCAAUCACAGCAAGCUGACUUUCAGGGCUCGCGAGCGGAUGGACAACGCCAAGAUGGAGAUCCGACAGGCGAAGACUACGGCGCAGAUCGAGAAAAAGGCCGUGUGCUACCAGAUGGCUGUCGACGACUUCGACGUGCAGACAGAGGGGGUUGCAUCGGAAGUUGUGUACGUCGAGAGCAACAGCUUCAGGUCAUCAAGUGGUUUGACGCGCUGCCUAAGCUCAAGGCCGCGCACAACAACGACAUCAUCCAGCUUCUCGGCAAGCACUGCAUCUAUCAUCGCCAUAUGCACGCUUACUACAAGUAA